Molecule: messenger RNA, 3821 nt
Organism: Salvelinus fontinalis (brook trout)
Lineage: Eukaryota; Metazoa; Chordata; Actinopteri; Salmoniformes; Salmonidae
Gene: valopa
Product: vertebrate ancient long opsin a
Exons: 5
Coding region: 502-1668 (388 amino acids)
Biological process (GO): G protein-coupled receptor signaling pathway
Cellular component (GO): photoreceptor outer segment; membrane
Molecular function (GO): G protein-coupled receptor activity
Source: RefSeq, a predicted model, not a curated record
AGCGAGUCGACUACCGGCUAUAUAAGCGCAUACAACAUGCUGCUCAUCAGUCACCUAUUUAGUUGUUGGUGUGCCUUCUCAAGACUCCGAUCCGGCCCCCACCGAUUAAUUUAUAAAGUGUUCGUUUAUUUGCUGGACUGCUUUUGCCCUUUUGGUUUACCGUUGCUGUUUUCGAGAUGCAGGCUCACUUUCAUGAACUCUGAAUAACUGUGGAUUCGUCGCUUUGGUCCAAAAUAGGUUAUUUCAUACAAAAUGCGGAUAUCAAGAUCUGCAGUUCAACCUACUCAAAGACAAGUAGUCUAAAGAUUUCAAGCGAUGGCUGUUGAUCCAGUCAUUCUUUCAAACGAAUGUUUUUUUACGCGCGACUCCGAGGAUGAGAGUCCAAAUUAAGUUGUGAAAAUGAGACAUAUGGACCACAAAAUCUCAGACCCCUUACAUAACCCCCAAGUGCAAUAUUAAUAUUACUCUCUAAGAUCGCGUGCAAUUAUUUGGACAUGGACAAUGGAUACUUUAAGAAUUGCAGUAAAUGGUGUUUCUUAUAACGAGGCAGCCGAGAUCUACAAACCACACGCUGAUCCGUUCACUGGUCCAAUAACAAAUCUUGCACCUUGGAAUUUCGCCGUGUUGGCUACCUUGAUGUUUGUUAUAACAUCUCUGUCUCUCUUUGAAAAUUUCACUGUUAUGUUGGCCACUUACAAGUUCAAACAGCUGAGACAGCCCUUAAAUUAUAUCAUCGUUAAUUUAUCUCUCGCUGACUUCCUUGUGUCACUCACCGGUGGAACCAUAAGUUUUCUAACAAACGCCAAAGGGUAUUUUUUCCUUGGAAAUUGGGCUUGCGUUUUGGAAGGUUUUGCUGUCACCUAUUUCGGGAUUGUGGCUAUGUGGUCGCUGGCGGUGCUGUCCUUUGAGCGUUACUUUGUGAUCUGCCGGCCUCUGGGGAAUGUCCGUCUGAGGGGGAAGCAUGCAGCGCUGGGCCUGCUGUUCGUCUGGACCUUCUCCUUCAUCUGGACUAUCCCUCCUGUGUUCGGCUGGUGCAGUUACACCGUCAGUAAGAUCGGCACCACCUGCGAGCCCAAUUGGUAUUCCAACAACAUUUGGAAUCACACCUACAUCAUCACCUUCUUUGUGACCUGCUUCAUAAUGCCCUUGGGGAUGAUCAUCUACUGCUAUGGGAAGCUCCUACAGAAGCUGAGGAAGGUGUCCCAUGGCAGGCUGGGUAAUGCCAAGAAACCGGAGCGUGAGGUGAGCCGCAUGGUGGUGGUGAUGAUCGUCGCUUACCUGGUGGGCUGGACACCCUACGCAGCCUUCUCCAUCAUUGUCACAGCCUGUCCCACCAUCUACCUGGACCCCAGACUGGCUGCCGCGCCCGCUUUCUUCUCCAAGACGGCUGCAGUCUACAACCCAGUAAUCUACGUCUUCAUGAACAAACAGUUCAGGAAGUGUCUGAUCCAGCUCUUUACCGGCAAGCCUGCGCCAGAGAACAUGAACGCAACAUCGCAGCGACCGGGAAUGACUGGGGAGAGCUGCACGGGGGGCGAGAUGUCAGCCAUCGCCGCCCGCAUACCGGUCUGCGGCAACGCUCAGCCUAAGAAUGAGGAGGAGUCCCCGAGCGAGCGCAGCUCCGUCGCCCAGCUACCGAUCCCAGAGAACAAAGUUUGCCCCAUGUAGGCCAACAGAAGACUCCCCCUCCCCCCCACCACCUCCAGUCCUCACUGCCUUUCCAUUCUUAUACAGAUGCAUCUUCUCUUACUCACACACUUCUUGUGAUAAUUGUUUGUUUACAGAUGCCAGCUGUAACCACAAGGGUUCUCUGGUUAACUUUGUAUGUAUUAGUAAUAAUUGAGGGAACUUGUCCAAAACCGAAGCACAAAAGAGGGACAUAAUACUUUAAUGUAUGGCAAGCAGACAGACUACCCUGACUGCCUCUCUCUGCUGGCUUUCAUCCGAGUCUAAGCAGGGUCAGGCUUGAUUGAUGUCUGGGUAGGAGACCAGAUGCUGUUGGAAGUGGUGUUACAGGGCCAGUGAGAGGCAUUCUUCCCGCCUCAAUACCUUAGGCUGUGCUGGGGGGGACACUGCCACCCAAAGGGUGCCCUUAAACCAAGGUCCUGACUCUUAUACAAUCAUGGCCACCUAAUCCACCCGUUAGCCCUCUCUCCACUACAAUACAAGAUUCUUUCAGCACGAAAACCGCUAAUUCUUUAAGUCCCCUGCAUCAUUACUUAUCAUUAUUAUGACAAGAAUAUUACAUGUUUUUUUGACAGUGAUUAAAUAUUAACAAUUCAGCAAGCUAGAAAUAGUGGCUGUAAAUGUACUAUUUGCUUGUCUGAUUCCCUCCCACUUUACUUGAGUCAUGAGUUAUUUUUGUUCUGGUAGGCCUAAUUGUCAUCAGAUACCUAACAGUUUGUUGUAUUACAGGGGGGCCCGUACAUACUCAGCUUGUACAACUGAUGUACUCUUUAUGCGCUGCACAUCAGUUGUACAACUUGAGUGUGCACCACCUGCAUUAUCAAGGUUGUCAGAGGGGGCAGGUGUCGAGUCCUACUCUUACCCAGAAAAGCCAGACUUACUCGAUGAGAGCUGGCUACCGUCAGAAUGCUUUAAAUCUGGAGCUCUUUUCCCCUUUGAAGCCCCUGUGAUGGCAACUGCUGAGAGGGUGUUGUUUUCUAUAUGUUUCUGUACAUUUCUCUUUCUCUUGAGCAGAUUCGAUGGGGAGUUUCCAUUCAAAACAAAGACAGUCAAAGAGACUUGGUGCAGCUGGCCCCCUGCUGGCUCUGCUGGGACACUGAGGGACUGUAUAUUUAUGAUCAGUCCACAAAAAAAAAUCCUUUCUUUCUUCAACACACUGUGACUGUACAUUGUAUGUUAUGAAAUAAUGUAUAUGGACACUGUGAAUGGGUCCAGUGAAUCCGGGUAGCUCUGCUCAUUGUUAGCGUCGAUAAAUACCAUAGCAAUGUACACAAAAGCAUUGUACAAUGAGGAUCACAACAAAGCAUAGGUCUACAGUCAGCAAUAUUUUAGCACAAGAUACUGUAACACUGUUGACUUUAGAGCUGGUUACAGUAGAUGUAGUAAUACGUUUCAGGUGUAUUCGAACUUAUGUAAAUUUAUCUUGACACCAUUCUGUGCAGCACCAUCAUUGAAUAAGUUAAACAGUAAUAAUAAUGUGAUAAUAUCCAUAAUAAUAUGUGAUAAUAUCCAUUUGCCGGGUACAGCAGAGACCCUGAUCAUAUUGCAUGAGUCAGUCUCAACAAAUACGUCAUCUACAAAUGAAUCUCGCAUUUCCACACUUCAAGGUCUUGUUCACUGGGCUAUUGGAAUGAAUGUAACAAAGCCGGAAAAUGAAGGUUUUAUGAAAAGGUUGAUACUUACAAGUCUCCACAAGGAUAGUAAAACCAAAACACACACACACACUCGCACACACAAACUGUAGGCCUAUACACAUUACACACACAAAAGCAAUAUGACAAUGUUCCGUUUUUUGAGGAUACAUGAGCAGGUGCUAGGGGUGGUAACCUCACCUUCGAGAAUACAGGGAGAGGAACGUUUUUAAGAACACAGAGAUUUGGACAGGAAUCACAGACUGAUAAGUUGAGGAAGCAGUCCAAAUGUGGACAGAAGUAUAAUUUAUAUAUUUUUCUCAUUUUUGCCCUCACUAUCAUGCACCUCCAACAGUGUUUGUUGUAUUGUACUUACUGUGGCAUGUUGAGAAUUGUUCUGCUGUGUUUUUCGUGUAACUAUUUUGUCUUGAGCUGCAGGUCAUGCAUGCUAGUUGUUAGAAAAACUAAUGUCUGUACUGGAAUAAAAUAUAUUUUUAAAAGCAA